Saccoglossus kowalevskii is the source of this 6294-nucleotide messenger RNA. RefSeq names its product centrosomal protein of 152 kDa-like. The record is from RefSeq and is a predicted model, not a curated record. Gene Ontology annotation, cellular component: centrosome. Lineage: Eukaryota; Metazoa; Hemichordata; Enteropneusta; Harrimaniidae. Gene Ontology annotation, biological process: centriole replication.
UCCGUAAUGGCGGUAGCUUCAAAACAGUGAAUUUCGUUCUCGUGCAGACCUUACAAUGUUCUCUAGGCUGCCAGUCACACACAACUAGUGCACGAUGAUGAACCCAGGAACUAGUAUUAACUUUGAUGGGCAGGCUUUGGAAGAGCAACAGGAAGCAGAGUUUGAAAGAGAAGACAGAGAAAGGGAGAAAGAGUUACGUGAAUUACUCUCAGCAGCCUUACCAGAUGAUUUACUGGAUGAUACAGUGUCUCUGUCGUCACAAGAAUCCUCUUUAAUAUCAGUUAAUCCAUCGCCAUCACCUAAAACAAUAAGUAAUGAUCACUGGGCAAAACAGCAACAGAAAGCGGCAGUAUGGCACGCUGACCAGGUGGCAUCACAUAAUAGCAGUUUGCAGUGUCAGCAGACAUCGACCCCACUGAAUGGUAACAGUCCGCCACCUCCGUUAGAAACACCAGCCAGUCAAUAUAAUGAAAAACAGUAUGAUCAUAAUGGAUAUCAGAAGGAAAAUGGGUAUGGAAAUGGUUAUGAGCAAAAUUACGAGUUUGUGGAUGGACACAAUAGGCAGUAUGAACAACAACAAUAUACUCAACAGCAACAACAACAAGGGGGUGUUUACCCUCAACAAAACGGCUACCCGGGAGUAAAUGGCCAUUCGCAAGAGUCUGAUGGAUAUGCAGAGAACAACCAUUCACAUUCAAAUGGCUAUCAAGAAGGCAAUGGAUGGAGCAACCAAAAUAAUAAUUAUCAAAACGGUGACGCAGCUUACGCUCAGAAUGGAGGACACACACCGACUGAAGAAUAUCCUAAUGACCAUGGGGAAUAUCACCAUGUAGGGAAUAGUAGCGAUGACGCUUACAAUGGAUACUAUGAUGAACAGAAUGGAUACAAUCAUCAGCAACAGUAUCCCGAGAAUGGGUACCAUGCGAAUGCCAGAGAAGGUGCCUACUUGGAGGGUUAUGCAGAACAACAUGGUAGUAACGAGUUUAUUGACUAUAAUGGAAUGCCCAAUGAGGAACAACCAAAUGAAGCGCAUGAUCCUAACGCCUACCACUACAAUGAGUAUAACGGCAAAGCUGUCGAGGAUCAAUCAGAAAGUUUCCCCAAUGGCUAUCACAAUGGUGGUUUUCAUGCCAAAGUGAGUCCGCAACUGAGAAGUUCAAUGCCGGAAUUGAAUAAAAUGACAGACGUUGAGAAUUAUAAAGUUCAGUUCAGGGCAAAUGUGAUGAACGGACAUUCAGAGAAUGCCGAACAGUUCAUCACAGCGGCUCCAUCUAAAAUGAUGAUGCAGGGGAAAACCGGUGAGGAGUUUGACAGCCUGCAGAAAGAAUUUCUCAACACAGAUUUUAUUCUACAACUCAAAAUGCUGAAGGUCUUCGGUGUGUCCUAUAACAGGACUGAUUUUAUUGAGGUGAACAAUAACUUGAAAAUAGAGCUGUCCGAUGUGAAAAAGAAUUCUGAACGGUCACAGAUAGACUACACAGAAACCAUCAAUAAACUGACAAGAAAUCUUGAAGAGAGUCAGAGACAAUGUCGAGGUCUCUUAGAAACUGGUUCAGUUCAGGAGAUUGGUCAGUUGAAGAUUCAGCUCCAACAAGCCAAUACAUCCAAGAGUAUCAGUGAAGGAAUGUACCAAGCACUGCAGGAUGAAGUAUCAGAUCUAAAAGAACAAAUUCAGAUGUAUGAGUCUGCAGCCACACUAGGUGUAUAUUCUGGUAAUGGUGUUGUACAGCAAGAAGGAUUAUCUGAUUCAUUUGCACAUCUAGGUAUUAAAUCUAAAGAAUGCAAUAAAGAGUGGAAGACACCAAAGCUACACACGUUGGACAAGACUGAUAACAUGUCACAUGAUGAUGUAGUAAAUGGUUUGAAAUGUGAAUUAGAGAGAGCACUUAGCACCAUCAGAUCUAAGAGAGGACAAGUCACAAGACAACAGGAUGAAUUGAAAUCUAUGAAAUCUGAACACCAGGAGUAUAAAAACAGAGCAGAACAUGCUGAGAAACUUGCCAAAGAUUUUGUGCUCAAAGAGGCAAUGUUGGUAGAGAAAGAUGAAGCAUUGGAAAAACUCAAACAGUCAUUGGCUGAUUCUCAUCGUGUCGAGAUGAUGUCAGCUAAAGAGAAAUGGCAGAAAGACCAGGAACCAGAAACAGAUAGACUGAUAGAAACAAAGAUUGCUGUUGCUAAAUUGGAAUGGUUGAAAGAGCAGAGUGAUGUGAGAAAACAAGCAGUAGAUAACGCUUUACAGGCUGCAGAAAGAGAAUGGGCCAUUAAAUUAGAUAUGGCUGUAGAUGAAGGCAUUGAGAAGAGGUUACAAGAAAUGAAGGGACAAGGCUUUGAGCCGGAGGAGUUGAAAAAGGCACUUUCUGUAGAACGAGAGAAACUACAUCAAGUUUAUGAGGAAGAAAAGAGCAAGGCAGUGGAGUCGGCUAUUGCCAUAGCUGAGGUAGAAUGGAUGACUAAACACCAGAUUGAUGCCAAUCAGAAACUUACAGCUGCCCUUGACGAUGCCCGGAAAGCCUGGAUGAAGGAACACGAUGAUAGUGUUGCUAAGAUAACGGAGGAAACUAUGAGAAAUAAGGAGAAAUUGAUGCAGGAAAUGGAAGAUCGUGUGAAGUGUGCUGUCAUGGAAACUGAGAAUAGAUGCAAAAAAGAGCAAGAAGAUGCUGUGGAGCAAGCUAAACUAAAAUGGAAAAAUGCCAGUGAUAGAGACUCUGUAUUGAUUGAUCGUGCAUUGAAAGCUGCUGAGGAGAGAGUCAUGGUGGAGCAAGGGGAAGAUAUUCGUAUGCGAAUUGAGGCCGCUGUUAACGAUGCCAAGGCAGAAUGGAUGAAAGACGGAGAAUUAUCUAUGAAGAGUCGAAUUGACGACGCUUUACGGAAAUCUAAAAGUGAAUGGCAGCAACAAAAUAUUGAAAGCAUGAGUUCUAAGAUCAAAGAGGCUUUGAAAGAGGCUAGACAGAAAUGGCAAGAACAACAAAAGAUGACGAUCGAGAAGGUUAUUGCUGAUACUAAAGAGAACAUGUGGAAAGAAGUGAAAAGUACGUCCAGUGAUGUUAUGAAACAGACAAUCAACGAUCUCCAAAAGGAAAUAAGACAACUGCAUGACCAGCAAGAGGAGAUGACGUUACGUCAAAUAGCAGGAGGUGGAGAAAAUCUGCGAAAAAAAGAGAAGCUUAUCGUUGAAGAGAAAGAGAAAGAUAAAAAAGAUGCUAUCAAGAAGAUGCAAGAGAGAUGUGACGCUGAUUACUCUGUGUAUCUAGAGGAACACAAAGACACGUUGAGAAAAUCUUUAAAACGAAGCAGAGAAGAAUUUGAGAAAGAAAAGAAAGAUAAUGAAAUCAAAAGCAUUAUAGCUGACAAAGAGAAGAAAUGGAAAUCUGAUUAUAAUUCAUUCCUUGAUAAGCAUCGAAGUAUUUUAGAUGAAAGUCUUGAUAGUGCAAGAAAAGAUUGGCAAAAGGAAGUGCAAGAGCUGAAGCGAAAACACAAGUCGGAAAUUGAACUGAUAAAGAAAGGAUAUGAAGAACGUCGAAAAUCGCUGGAUAAACAGUACGAGGAUAAACUGAAACGACUGAAGGAGGAUCUGAAUAAGAGUUUUGAUGCCAAAGUAAAGGGUUCUUGUGAUGAAUUCAUUAAAAAAAGAGAAAAACAAUGGCAAGGAGAAAGACUUGAAUUAUUAAAACAGUUACAAGAAGCUGAGCAAGAACUAAAAGAAGUUGAAAAGCAGUUCCAAAAUGAAAUGCAAGAAUUGAAAUAUAAACUAGAAGCCGAACAAUCGAUGGUUCAUUCGAUGGAGUCUUAUGAAAAAGAAAAAAGUGAAUUGAAACAAAAACUUGACAGAGCCGAGAGUGAAUUGCAAGUCGUUGAUGAGAAUCUUCGAUUGGAGUUGAACCAUUUGAAAAGUACGCUUGAUAAGGAGCAUAAAUCUAAUGUCCGAAGGCUGGAAGCUAAGUUGGCUGAGCAGGAAAGAAAUCAUACACAGACCGUAGAUGCUUUAAAAGAACAGCUACUAAAAGCUCAGCAAGUGGUGGAUAGAUUGGAAGCUAAAGAAAAGGGACAGACGAAAGAACACACUUCAACUCAGCAGACUGAUGGUGAAGACAUCUCAGAAAUACAAGGAGAUGGUCUUCAGCAGUUACGAGAGCAUUAUAUUGAAGCUGUCAACAAGAUUAGAUCUGAUGUUAUUCAUUAUAUUAAUGAGAGCCGAGAUAGAUGUGCCGAGACUGUCAGAUCUGAAGUUAUCAAAGAAAGGCACUCUACUGCCAAAAAACUCAGAAAAUAUUACCUACAGUGUCUACAUCAGUUAUUAGAAGAUGAAAAGAAAAAUUCUGAUGGGGACAAUGAUUUUGAUAAUGUGACUGCAGCACAAAAGCUUGCACUCAUGGCCAAAGCACUGGAAGUCACGCCAGAGAAUAUACUUGAUAAAAGGAAGCCAGCGAUAAAGAACAAAAUAUCAAGUGCAAAGAGCACUGGCAGUGACAGAAGCAGUCGUAGCAGCUCUGCCAAUAGCAGCCGGUCAAGUGGUUCAUCAAAAACUGAUGGCACCAGCAAAGCCAAACCAAUCGUAAGGAGACGAAAUCUCUCACAGGAAUUUGAUAAGUUUGAUACCGAGAAAAGAAGCAAAAGCACAGAUCGAUCAAGUGACAAAAAAAUGCAGUCACAAUCAUCUAACUCUCAGACUUUGAAAUCUGUAAAAGCAUUGCCAACGUAUAUGCCAAAAGACUAUUCAAAAAUCUGUUCUUCUGAUGGAAAAAAUGACAAAUCAUUAGAAAUAUACGCCAGUGAUGCGAGUGCAGAUAAGGAAAAUAUCCAGUACUCUCCGCUUACUAAACCGCACAUUGAAGUCACGGACAAGCCGAUUAUGAGACCGUAUGGACCAGCCAAAGAAAAUAGUGUGUCUUCGUUGUUGGAGAAAUAUAAAGUAGAUCCAGUGUCUGGUAACGUAUCUAUCAGUGAAACGGCACGACAGAGUGAUGAACGGUUACGAUCUAGGUAUGAUGAGGUGAUGAGCCUUCCGAGAGAGCCAAGAGAAUUCAACCCAAUGCCAGAAAAGUUGACUCCAGAUUCCACAAAGUCCUCUCCCGAGGAUCCGAGGAAUUUAUCAUCAAGUAGCAUAACGCUCCGACCGAGGAGCACUUCUCGUACUGAUGCCAUUGGCAGGUCGGCUAGUAGACUGUCCUCCCCUGCUGAUGUCAUCUAUAGAUCAGGUAGGAGCAGAGACAGACUAGCUCCAACUGUAAGGUCUUCCAGCAGUGAUGCCUCUGUUAGUGCUAGAUCACGAAACACUCCCUCAAGCCAGAGAAUCACCAGAAGUCGGGACACAUCUCCAUGUAGAACCAGAGAUACACCUCGCUACACUGCAUCCCAGCUGGGUACACCUGUAACUCACAGUAGAACGCCAACUGACCCAACCAUGCUGUCGUCGAACAACUCAACAGACCCAACAAAGAAUUCAAACUACCUCAUUCGUCCAAUCAGAGAUCAAAGUGGUCCGCCCGAUGGCCAGUCUUCCAACUUAAGACAACCAUUGAGAGUUUCUAACAGAAUAUACAAUGAAAAGACAUCACAAGCACAACCAAAGAUGCAAAAACCAAUUCCUUUGAUGACAAGGCACACCCAAGCACCGUCACCAGCCCCAACAAAUCUCUCCUUCAUAUCCAUGGAUACUGAAUACAAUGAACUCCCAGCUCAGUUAGAUACAUCAGGGACUUACGAAUCUACUGAGAAAUCACGACUUCCCUACAAUCAACUGGCGCAACCAGCCACUUCAACGCCUUUCUCGAGAAUAUCACCAACUGGACAGUCAAGCAGGAUACAAUCACUUCCAUCUAAACCACAGAUCAGUACUUCCAAAUUGUCAGAAGGUAGACUCAGUGAUACAAGUAUAUCAAGUAGUACCAGAUCUUACUCUCUUCAUUCCACCCAGUUAAUAACUCCCACUAAAACAAUUUUAUAAUUUACACUCUACGCAGAAUGGAAUUCUGAAAACCAAGUACACUUUGUAGACAAAUAGGACAUUUAUGUAGCUAUUAUCGAAUACUAAAGAAAAAUAUUUGCUCUGAGUUUAAUUUAGAUGUAUCACACAAUGUACAUAAUGCCAGUAAUGUCCACUUACUCGAUCAACUGUUUCUCAGUCCAACUGUAUAUGGUAGUUGUGAGAAUAAUUCAUGAAUAUUUAAGUAGCUAUUUUGCAUAAUUUUUUACCUGAUUCUGUGAUGUGGGGGUGGUUCAUUUCAAUCAAUGCCAAAUAUAAAUGUUCUUGUAAUUUAUGUAAUAUAUAUAAUUUAUAGCUAAAUAUAUGCACAC